Molecule: messenger RNA, 207 nt
Organism: Grosmannia clavigera kw1407
Lineage: Eukaryota; Fungi; Ascomycota; Sordariomycetes; Ophiostomatales; Ophiostomataceae
Exons: 1
Coding region: 1-207 (68 amino acids)
Source: RefSeq, a predicted model, not a curated record
AUGAUACCGGAAAACGAUAUGGAUCGGUUGCAUCCGUCGUCACGGGUCAACUACAUGAAGAAAUAUACGAUUGAGCAUAACUAUCCGGUCAACUUUGUCGGCCACCUUCAUCGAGCCGACUACAUGAAUCUUCAAGAGCAGCUACAGCAAAUACAGAGCCAACCAGAGUCGAGCAGCGUCUUCGAGUACGGUGGCAUGCCAGAGUAG